CAGUUCAGCAGAAAUGAACUGACACUUCAGGCAGAGAGAAGACAAACCGUCCAAGAAACAGAAUGACUGAGUUCACAUCAGCUCAACUGUCUUUAUGUCUGAUUCUGGCACUGAAGUUUACAGUAACAAAGCAAAGUUCUUCUUCUGUCAUCGUGAGAGGAGGAGAUGACGUCCAGUUGGCCUGUGAAAACAUGAUGGGUCCGAUUCACUGCUUACGGAUCCACUGGCUCUUCAGUAAAUCAGCUGAGAGAUCAGCAGUAGAUCUGGUUAAGUUUGGUCAGACGAAUCAAACUCAGGCUGCCAGAGAAAGAGCAGACAGACUGAGAGUCUCACCAAACUGCUCUCUGAUCAUUCAGAGGGUCAGCGCUGCCGACGUUGGGACGUAUUACUGCCAACAAGUUGAAAAGACAGACCAGAAGGAGAACAGACACACUGUCGCUUUGUCUCUGGUUAACAUUACUGAACAGAAAGACGAUGAAGAGGUGAAGCUAAAAUGUUCUGUUAUACCAAAUGAUCCAUGUAAACACAAUGUGAAGUGGCUUCUAAAGGGUCAAAGUAUUGAUGAACAUAACACAGAUAUGGAGACAAAAUACUCUGCUUGUGCUGCUGAAGUCACCUUUAAAACUUCACAUUAUGUUUAUGAUCUGGGCCGUUAUAAUUCACUGCAAUGUGAAGCAGGAGAGUCUGGAGGAAAGCAGCAGCAGUUUUCCUUCAGAGCUCAAACUACAGGGAAGAAAAAUAAAAUACCUGAAAACAAUGAGGCAGAACAACCAUCUGGUUUGUGGUGGGUCUACGUCGUCAUAGUUGUCGCUUUGGCAGCUUUCCUGUUAGCUGUCGGGUUUUUCAUGAAAAGGAAGAAAAAUAAAGGAAAUAAAACACGAGUGAACUCACCCCCUGCAGCUUCUCAGUCUGCUUCAGAAGUGAACCAGGAUCCAGAUGAACCUGAUGCAACCAUCUCUUAUGCUUCAAUUAACCUCCCAAAGAAGAACAACAAUCAGGUUCGGGGAAGUGAUGCAGCAGUGACUUACAGCGCCGUUAGAACAGGAGCAUCGCCUGAUCCAAGCCACCUCUAUGCUUCUGUUACAUAACCAAACUGGUAUUUUGGUUAAUUUAAAAGGAAAUAACUGGAAUAAGAUUUUUAAAGCAACCAAAACACAAUAUAUUAACUUUAUUUAUAGGGUAUAGACUUUGAGGACAAUUUCAUACAUGAGCUAUUUCAAUUUAAAAUGUAAAACUACAUUAAAAAUGUUGUCUUAAAACAAUAAAAAAUGC
This is a messenger RNA of Poecilia reticulata (guppy), 1272 nucleotides long. RefSeq lists its product as uncharacterized. Gene Ontology annotation, biological process: T cell activation; positive regulation of ERK1 and ERK2 cascade; interleukin-15-mediated signaling pathway. Gene Ontology annotation, cellular component: external side of plasma membrane; membrane raft. The record is from RefSeq and is a predicted model, not a curated record. NCBI's taxonomy places the organism in Eukaryota, Metazoa, Chordata, Actinopteri, Cyprinodontiformes, Poeciliidae. Gene Ontology annotation, molecular function: MHC class II protein binding; protein tyrosine kinase binding.